Messenger RNA from Oryzias melastigma (Indian medaka), 2722 nucleotides. It is a transcript of the gene hace1, whose product is annotated as HECT domain and ankyrin repeat containing E3 ubiquitin protein ligase 1. Gene Ontology annotation, cellular component: nucleus. Gene Ontology annotation, biological process: positive regulation of protein catabolic process; protein polyubiquitination; proteasome-mediated ubiquitin-dependent protein catabolic process. NCBI's taxonomy places the organism in Eukaryota, Metazoa, Chordata, Actinopteri, Beloniformes, Adrianichthyidae. The record is from RefSeq and is a predicted model, not a curated record. Gene Ontology annotation, molecular function: protein binding; ubiquitin-protein transferase activity.
GGCGGGCCUCUGUCCUUCGGUCUGAGCUCGGCCAGCGCUCACCUACGAUGGAACGGGCGAUGGAGCAGCUCAACGUCCAGCUGACCCGGCUGACACGCUCUCUCCGUCGGGCCAGGACAGUGGAACUCCCCGAAGACAAUGAAACGGCCGUGUACACGCUGAUGCCCAUGGUGAUGGCAGGUCAGCACAGGUCUGUGUCGGAGCUUCUCCAGAACUCCAGGUUUGACGUCAACUACGCCUUUGGCCGGGUGAAGAGGAGCCUGCUGCACAUCGCUGCAAACUGCGGGUCAGUGGAGUGUCUGGUUCUGCUGCUGAAGAAGGGCGCCAAUCCCAACUAUCAAGACAUCUCAGGCUGUACUCCUCUUCAUCUGGCUGCUCGAAAUGGACAGAAGAAGUGCAUGAGUAAGUUACUGGAAUACAACGCAGACGUCAACAUCUGCAACAACGAGGGCCUGACUGCUAUCCACUGGCUGGCAGUAAACGGGCGAACAGAGCUGCUGCAUGACCUGGUCCAACACGUGUCCAAUGUGGAUGUAGAGGAUGCCAUGGGGCAGACGGCUCUACAUGUGGCCUGUCAAAAUGGACACAAAACGACGGUGUUGUGUCUCCUGGACAGCGGGGCUGACAUCAACCGGCCCAACGUCUCCGGAGCCACGCCCCUUUACUUCGCUUGCAGCCAUGGCCAAAGGGACACUGCUCAGAUCCUGCUGUCUCGAGGAGCCAAGUAUCUCCCUGACAAGAAUGGGGUGACUCCUCUGGAUCUGUGCGUGCAGGGAGGUUAUGGGGAGACCUGCGAGAUUCUUAUCCAACACCACGGAAGGCUGUUCCAGACGCUUGUUCAGAUGACGCAGAACGAUGACAUUAAGGAGAACAUGGUCAGACAGGUUCUGGAGCACGUAUCCCAGCAGAGCGACUCCAAUUACCACAAAAUUCUGUCCAGCCUGGCUGAGGUGGCCACCACCAAUGGACACAAGCUUCUCAGCCUUUCCAGCAGCUAUGAGGCUCAGAUGAAGAAUCUGUUAAGGAUUGUGCGAAUUUUCUGCCACGUCUUUUGCCUGGGGCCGUCCUCCCCCAACAAUGACAACGACAUGGGCUACAACGGGAACAAGACGCCCCGCAGUCAAGUGUUUAAGCCGCUGGAGCUCCUCUGGCACUCGCUGGAAGAGUGGCUGGUGCUCAUCUCUACAGAGCUGGAAAGAAACAACAAAAACUCAUCUUCCAACACAGAGAUAGCCUCCUUGCUCCUCAAACAACACGCGUCUGACUGCUUAGAGACUACCCCGAAGCUUUCCUGCUUACUGGACCCUCAGAUCGUCAUGGAGGCAAAGGCUGAUGGAGAGGACGUGAUCUCCAUGACAGCCAAUCGGCUCAGCGCCGUCAUUCAGGCAUUCUACUUAUGCUGCUCAUGUCAGAUGCCGCAGGGAUCUGCAACUGUCUGUAUACAAGAUAAAAAGGAGAGGGGAAAGGACACACCCCUGAGGAGACCCAGUGUUACAAAUGGAAGAAUGACCUCGCCCCGUUUCAUCGAGUUUGUCUGCAAACACGACGAAGUGCUGAAGUGUUUUGUGACCAGAAAUCCCAAAAUCAUUUUUAACCAUUUUCACUUCCUGCUGGAGUGUCCUGAGCUGAUGUCACGGUUCAUGCACAUUAUUAAGGCUCAGCCUUUCAAAGAUCGUGCUGAGUGGUUUUACGAGCAUCUCCUGGCCGGACAGCCGGACUCUGACAUGGUUCACCGCCCCGUCAGCGACAGUGACAUCCUGCUCAUCCAUAGAGACUCCAUCUUCAGGAGCAGCUGUGAUUCUGUCUCCAAGUCCACCAAUGAAAAGCUCAAACAAGGAAUUGCUGUUCGUUUCCAUGGUGAAGAGGGCAUGGGUCAGGGUGUGGUGCGGGAGUGGUUUGACGUUCUGUCCAGCGAGAUCAUUAAUCCAGACUAUGCCCUGUUCACGCAGUCUGCUGAUGGUACAACUUUUCAGCCCAACAGCAACUCCUCUGUCAAUCCUGAUCAUCUGAACUACUUCCAGUUUGCGGGUCAGAUUCUCGGUCUGGCUCUGUACCACCGGCAACUGGUCAACAUCUACUUCACCCGCUCCUUCUACAAACACAUCCUGGGAAUCCCUGUGAACUACCAGGAUGUGUCGUCCAUUGACCCAGAGUACGCCAAGAACCUGCAAUGGAUCUUGGACAAUGACAUUAGUGAUCUGGGUCUGGAGCUCACCUUCUCUGUUGAGACAGAUGUGUUUGGAGCCAUGGAGGAAGUUGCUCUUAAACCUGGGGGGACAAGUAUCCUGGUCACACAAGAAAACAAGGCCGAGUACGUGCAGCUGGUGACAGAGCUGAGGAUGACGCGUGCCAUCCAGCCGCAGAUAAAUGCCUUCCUGCGGGGGUUUCACACCUUCAUCCCCCCCUCCCUCAUUCAGCUGUUUGAUGAAUAUGAAUUGGAGCUCUUGCUUUCUGGGAUGCCAGAGAUCGAUGUGGAGGACUGGUUCAGAAACACGGAGUACACUAGCGGGUACAGCGUGCUGGAGCCUGUCGUUCAGUGGUUCUGGGAGAUAGUGAGGAGGCUAACCCAAGAAGAGCGCAUUCUUCUGCUUCAGUUUGUCACUGGAAGCUCUAGGGUUCCCCAUGGGGGCUUUGCAUUCCUGAUGGGGGGCAGUGGCCUACAGAAGUUCACCAUUGCUGCUGUGCCAUACACUCCCAACCUGCUGCCCACCGCCAGCACAUG